AUGAGUGAUAGCGAUACCAAAGACGAUAAUCAUGGAAAUGGCGUUGAUGAAACAAGAGAUAUUUCAGCAGCCAUUUUGUUUAUGCUUUUCCUUCUAGUUGUUAACGAAUAUAUUUUAAUAAAGCUAAAUAUGUUAAAGGAACGGUUUCCUAAAAUGGCUUUUAUAUAAGGCUCAAGCUUAACUACCUUGCUAGGUAUAUUUUCGGGUAUUUUGCUAAAUUUGACUGAAAUCGUUGAUAUUGUCAAAAUCAUUAAAUAAGGAUUUUCUGAAUUCUUUUUAAUUGUGUUAUUACCUCCUAUACUUUAUGAGUCUGCUAUCAAUAUGGAAAGAAAAUAUUUCUUCAAAAAUUUUGGGAGUAUACUUGGAUAUGCAGUCAUAGGUACCUCAAUAGCUAUAUUUGUUACUUCUUUUAUGGUCUUCUUUGUAGGCUGGAUUGGGAUUGCUACUGAUUUAUCUUUGAGUGCUAGUUUUGCAUUUGGUUCUCUAAUUAGCGCUACUGAUCCAGUAGCAGUGCUCACCCUUUUUAAAGAAAUGAAUUGUGAUUAAAAUUUAUUUGCAUUGAUAUUUGGAGAAUCUAUAUUAAAUGAUGCUGUGUCAAUUAUAGUUUAUAAUACUACUCUAUAGCUCAGAGGUGAUACAGGAGAUGGUAUUAUUUGGAAAGCUCUUUAUAAUUUUCUUGAAGUUUUUGCUGGCUCAAUUAUAAUAGGAUUGUUGAUUGGAAUUUUAACUGCCUAUGUUUUAAAAAACAAAGAAAAACCAGAAGGUGACAGCUAGGAUAAUACAGAAUUAACUAUUCUAUUUUUGAUUCCUUGGGUUAGCUAUCUAAUUGCUGAAGUACUAAAAUUAUCAGGAAUAGUGAGUAUUAUGUUUUGUGGUAUAGCUAUGGCAAGAUAUGCCUUACCAAAUGUUUCAGAGAAUUCAAGGAAAGUAAAUAAAAAGCUGUAUAACACAUUAGCAUAUACAUUUGAAAAUUUGGUAUUCAUCUUUAUUGGAAUAGGAUUAGUAAGCUUUGACUUAGCAUGGAAGGAAAUGGGAGCUUCACUAUUUAUAUUAGGCUUUUUAAUUAUAAAUCUUGCCAGAUAUUUUAAUAUCGAAAUUAUUACUUACAUGCUCAAUAGAUAUCGUACUAAAAAUAAAAUUAAUAAAACAUUUCGCUUUAUUAUGUGGUUUUCAGGUUUCAGAGGAGCAAUGGCGUACGCCUUGUCUAUGAAAUCUAUGGAAUAAUUUACAGAAAGCUACUAUGGUAGAAUAAUGCUCACUAUCACUCUAUUAUAUGCAAAUAUCAAUAUAUUUAUACACGCUUCGAUAUUGCUUCCUAUUGCUACUAAAUUAAAAAUUUAAAAGAAUUUUAACAUUUUAGAAGAGUAAAAUUAGAAUCAAAACCCCUAAGAAUAAGUAGCUUAUUAAGGGUUUUGGAAUAAAGUUAAAGACAUUUGUGUGAUGUUUGAUGAAAAUUGCUUACAAAAGCUACUAUUAGUUGAUGAAUAAGAUAUUGAUUAGAGCAUGUCUCAUCUAAGUCCAAGAUAAUCCUAAAAUGGAGCGUAAUUUUUUUCGAAUAAAAAACUAACUAAAAAUUUAAUUAGCUAAUAAUUAAUUUAAGGGAAAAAGAGGUCUAAUAGUUAUGACAAUCAACAGAAGAGUUCGUAAGAUAUUGAAAUGCAAUAUAAAAGAAGAAACUCUCUCAAAUUAUAAAUUUCAAUGAAUAAUAUUAAUAACAAUUUGAUUGAGUAAAAAAAGUAAGAUGAAAAUUAAGAAUACGGAUAUGAUUUCUAGAGCGAUAGUUAAAACAUGAAACAAAAUCUAAGCAGUGACGAUGGAAAGUUUGAAUUUGCUAAAGAAAGAAACAAUAAGAUUAAUUUAUAAGGCAAGUCAUAAUCUCUAUAAUCUAUUUAAUAAAAUAUCAAUUCAACAAACCAAAGUGAAAACAAUUCAAAUAUGUAUGCAAACCAGUAAUAUACUUAAUAAAAAAAAAGUGAUGAAGAGCUAAAAGAUAUCCCAUAAUCUGAAAAUUAAUCUAAUCAUAUAAACUAAAAUAAUCAUAACCACAAAAAAGAGGAAUAGAGUGAUUCUGAUUAGCAAAUUAUCUCAGAUAUUUAAAAUGAAAAAAAAUUAUCUAAAAAAGGAUCUAGCUCUGAUAAUUAAGAUGAUAAUCAAAUUUAGCUAACGAAAGAGGAAGACCAACCAGAAGAUUAGUUAAAUAAACAAUAAAAUGAUGAUUAAGCUUAUAAUUAUAGUCAUUAAAUUGAAUGA
This is a messenger RNA of Tetrahymena thermophila SB210, 2250 nucleotides long. RefSeq names its product transporter, monovalent cation:proton antiporter-2 (CPA2) family protein. The transcript has 12 exons. Gene Ontology annotation, biological process: regulation of pH; proton transmembrane transport; sodium ion transport. Lineage: Eukaryota; Ciliophora; Oligohymenophorea; Hymenostomatida; Tetrahymenidae. Gene Ontology annotation, cellular component: membrane. The record is from RefSeq and is a predicted model, not a curated record. Gene Ontology annotation, molecular function: sodium:proton antiporter activity.